Molecule: messenger RNA, 764 nt
Organism: Apis laboriosa (Himalayan honeybee)
Lineage: Eukaryota; Metazoa; Arthropoda; Insecta; Hymenoptera; Apidae
Gene: Dhfr
Product: dihydrofolate reductase
Exons: 5
Coding region: 149-691 (180 amino acids)
Biological process (GO): glycine biosynthetic process; dihydrofolate metabolic process; tetrahydrofolate biosynthetic process
Cellular component (GO): mitochondrion
Molecular function (GO): NADP binding; dihydrofolate reductase activity
Source: RefSeq, a predicted model, not a curated record
AAGAUAACAUACUGACUAAAUAUAAUUGACUGAUAAACCAAGCAGCGUGUAUCAGAGAAUUAAUAAUUUUUAACAGUCACGUGUUAAGAAAAAUUAGUGAUUCAUACUAAUUCAUUCACUGAAUAGUGUUAAGUGUUAGUGUUAAAAAAUGAAUUUAAAUUUAAAUUUAAUUGCAGCAACAUGUGAAGGAAUGGGUAUUGGUGUAAAAGGAACGUUACCAUGGAAACUUAAAAGUGAAUUGGCAUUUUUUACAUCUGUGACUACAAAUACGAAAAACGCAAACAAAAAAAAUGUUGUAUUGAUGGGACGUAGAACAUGGGAAUCUAUUCCAAAAGAAUAUAGGCCUUUGAAAAAUCGAAUAAACAUUGUUUUAACGUCACAAUCUUUGGAUUAUGGAAAUGAUGUGAUUGUAUGUAAAAGUAUUCCACAUGCUUUUGAAGUUAUUGAAAAAAUCAAAGAUCGAAUUGAAAAUAUAUGGGUAACGGGAGGAAGUUCCGUAUACAAGGCAGCAAUGGAAUCUCCAAAUUUUUAUCGAUUAUAUUUGACAAGAAUAAAAAAAUAUUUUGAGUGUGAUACAUUUUUCCCAACUAUCCCUAAUAAUUUUGUUUUAACAGAAGAUCCAAACAUACCACAAGGAAUUCAAGAAGAAAAUAAUAUACAAUUCGUAUAUGAAGUAUAUAAAAAAGAAUAGAUUUUUAAUUUGGUUUCAAAAUAAUAUUUUUCGAAUAUUAUAACAUUUUUAAUUUUAUAAUAAAACUAAUUAA